Ostrinia nubilalis (European corn borer) is the source of this 2839-nucleotide messenger RNA. RefSeq lists its product as uncharacterized. Lineage: Eukaryota; Metazoa; Arthropoda; Insecta; Lepidoptera; Crambidae. The coding region runs from base 127 to 2442 and encodes 771 amino acids. The transcript is spliced from 7 exons. The record is from RefSeq and is a predicted model, not a curated record.
ACUCGCUGGACGGACGCCGGCCAGGACGCACGCGCACUAAACACCCACGAAACAUCGAUACUCAUCCACAACUUUAUCGAAGAAAAGAAGAAGAAGACCCACGACAUAGUUUCAUCGACAACAGAGAUGGCGCAACAUUACUUUGGAUUCGUGGUCCUGGCGCUGUUUUUCCUGGCUGGAGUUUCUGCACGACCUUCCAAUGAGGCAACGACACCUUUAGCUGACGGAUCAGAGGCAACUGAGUUCGAUGACCCGAAUGAUAAGCAAGAACGGUCAUUAACAUACGAAGUUAAUCCUGAAGACCAUAGCAAUUUAGAAGAUAUUGUACAGAAAAUAAAAUCAGUCAAUGAAGGAUUAAAAACGACAACUAGAAGACCUCCUAUCAAUUAUAAUACUCAGCCCCAAACGGGAGGGGGCUACGUUAUUGACAAAGACAUCUUAGAGAAGCUUCAGCAAAUUAUUGCUACAGGCAAAUUUAACCCUUCAACACAGAAAUAUCAGGAAAGCAACUAUUUGAGCGAAGACUUAGGAGCCCCUAGAUAUUCAAGACACUUGCCAUUUGGACUAGCACCUACCACGCCUAAUGGAAUAAAUACUGAGCAACAAGUCCACAUGGCUCCUGUCCCUUAUGUCACAAAUAUGCCAGUUCUUGUUAUGCCUUUGGGAAACAGUAUGAACAAUAACGAUUUCCAAUCAAAUAUGAUUGAUAGUUCUAUGGCAUACCAAACACGCGCGGGUCUACCUUUCCCAUUUCAAUGGCCUUUAGCACAAUUUUUCCCUGUUUUAAUUAAAGAUCCCUUACUGAACUUCAUGGGAGGUGGUGGCUGGAAUAACCUUAUUCAAUAUGGACAGAGUGCUGACGUAUGUAAUAGAAAACAAAAGGCAAUUGAAGGUUCUGAAGAAGAUACGGAGGAAAUCAGUAAUGAUGAUAUCAAACCGGAAAAUGAUGGUGACUUCAUUGAUUUUGCAUUAAAUGCUAGGCAAGGUAGAGCUUUGAAAAAACGAACCAUUUCAGAAAAGACUUUGGACAACAAUAUUGAAAACAUAAAAAAGAUCAAAAAAAUAUUCUCUGUAAAACCGACGACACCAAAACCAGUAAAGCAAGUCUACGUAGAAGAGCAAGACACUAAAACAGCUAAUCACGACGAUGGAGACUUGCGGUUUCCUUUUUUCGGAGAUUGGACUCUCUUUGGAAAUAGAAAGCCUAUUGCACCCAGCCCAGGCUUCUUUAUUAACAAACUGAAGGUCCGUAGAGGAGGUGUCGCUAUCGCUGGACCUGGUGGAGUGGCUACUGCGGGUAGAGGUGGAACUGCUAUCGUUGGUCCUGGAGGCCUCGCCUACACUCAACCUGGAGGUUUAGCAGUGGCUGGCCCAUCGGCACGAGUCAUCGCUCUCUCACAAGAACACGACCUCUCAUCAAUCGUCGCGCGUCUUCAAGAACAAUCAGCAGCGACUGAUGGUUCUUACCCAGGAGAGUACAGGAGAGAGGGAUCUGGAUUCAGCCGGAGGUCUGACGAGUACCAGUACAACGGAGGGGGCUUUGUAAAGGGGCCAUGGAGACCGGACUCCUUCUUUUUAUUUUUGAAGCCGACGGCGAAUGCUAUCAAUAGCCCCCGAGGAGUUGCCAUAGCUAACCCUGUGUCUAAUGUCAUCAUCGGUCGCAACGAGUUGGGGACCGUUGGUCAUUCCCCUGUAGCAUCUGCCGUGGUGGGGCCCGGAGGCAUUGCCCACGCUCAAUCGGACCUUUAUGUCGGAUCAGUUCAAUACCUUCCCUUCUACGGAGGAGCAAAGGGCCAGUACCUAGAAGUAAAGAAAGACAGCUUAGGAACUGUAACAAGCGAAAAGAUUGUCUCUGAAGACCAAAUAAGCAGUGACAAUAUACUGAAACACAGCGAUGAAAACCUGCUAUCGAAAGUACUGGCAGCUAAUUUGAUAAGCCUAAAAACUACUUCAACAAAUCUACUGAAGUUACAAACUCUGGGAAGAAAGACAGGCUCUCUAAAGAACACAGAAAAAACGAGGUUUAGGAAUCAGCUAGCAGCGGUUGGAGAAGCAGCCUCGAACAUUAUCAAGUUGAUAGAAGAAAUAGGAGAUGACGUAGACAUGCUGUUCAAAACCAACGUCACACAGAGAAAGUAUGACGAAAACGAUGACUACAUCGAAGAAGAGGGAGUAGGAAUCGAAGCACCUACAGACAAUGACGAAACCGCAGAAAUACCACUGGGUGGCACCAUCAUUGCUGAAGCAAAACCAGUCGGUCUAGCAGUGAUCGGUGAAAACGGUCUCGCAGCUUCCCGGCCCGUGGCCACAGCAGUGGCCUCCUCUGGAGUGGCUCUGGCCAGGCCCGUAGCCACCGCGGUCGCUGGAGUGGACCCUGCAGCUCUCGGCAUCAACUUCCAAAUUAACCACUUUGGGAAAAGUCCCUCGAAAUUGCACAAUUGAGCCGUCCUCGGUUACUGGUGAUGAAAAAAGUAAUUUAUCCUUGAAAUAGAACACGAUUUAUGUAUUUUUACUCAUAAUAUAUCUUGUAGAUGUGCUGCUACCAUGCUAUUAGUAGAUACUGUUGAAUAUUGGCUAUUUGAAAACCUUUAUAAAAUAUUGGUCUCAUAUAAUAUGUCAUUAUUUCUUUCAUGGUAGAUAUAUUUAAGUACAUCUAUGAUACUUUAAUGUAAAAUUUUAAUGAAUAAAUUUUCUUCUAUAUAUUUAUUAAAUAAGUUACAACUAACUACAUGUAUGUGAUGAAUUCGGAAAUUGAUCGAAACUGUAAAAAUGUGAUAGUAAUGUCUUUUGAAGACACAAAUCUAUAUUUAUUGAAAUAAAGUAACAUAAUUUAAAAUUU